CCUCACACACCUGGAUCUGUCUGCGGUCAUCCUCACACACCUGGAUCUGUCUGCGGUCAUCCUCACACACCUGGAUCAGUUCGAUGGAGCAGAGAGGAGAUUUGACAGCGAUGUGCUGCUGCUGGAUCCUCUUCAACUCCGUGCUGGCGGACGACUGGACCCACACUGAGGACGAUCUCUUCAGGAGGCUGUUCGGGGGCUACAGCAAGUGGACGCGUCCGGCGCGGAACGCCACCGACGUGGUUAUCGUCAAGUUCGGCCUCUCGAUCGCACAGCUGAUAGACGUGGACGAGAAGAAUCAGAUGAUGACGACCAACGUGUGGCUGAAACAGGAGUGGACCGACUACAAGCUGCAGUGGAGCCCCGCCGACUUCGACAACGUGACGUCCAUCAGAGUUCCUUCGGAGCUCAUCUGGGUGCCGGACAUCGUGCUGUACAACAACGCAGAUGGAGAGUUCGCCGUCACCCACAUGACCAAGGCCCACCUGUUUCACACCGGUCGAAUCCGCUGGGUGCCCCCGGCCAUCUACAAGUCCUCCUGCUCCAUCGACGUCACCUUCUUCCCGUUCGACCAGCAGAGCUGCAAGAUGAAGUUCGGCUCGUGGACGUACGACCGCGCCAAGAUCGACCUGGAGCCCUUCGAGACCACGGUGGACCUGAAGGAUUACUGGGAGAGCGGAGAGUGGGCGAUUGUCAACGCCGUGGGCACCUACAACACCAAGAAGUACGACUGCUGCCACGAGAUCUACCCCGACAUCACCUACUACUUUGUCAUCCGUCGCCUCCCGCUGUUCUACACCAUCAACCUCAUCAUCCCCUGCCUCCUCAUCUCCUGCCUCACCGUCCUGGUCUUCUACCUCCCGUCGGACUGCGGCGAGAAGAUCACGCUGUGCAUCUCCGUGCUGCUGUCGCUCACCGUCUUCCUGCUGCUCAUCACCGAGAUCAUCCCGUCCACGUCGCUGGUCAUCCCUCUGAUCGGGGAGUACCUGCUCUUCACCAUGAUCUUUGUCACGCUGUCCAUCGUCAUAACCGUGUUCGUGCUGAACGUCCACCACCGGUCGUCGGCGACUCACACCAUGCCUCGGUGGGUUCGAAGGCUUUUUCUGACCGCCGUGCCGCGCUGGCUGUGCAUGAAGCGCCCAGACCACGGUCUGAGGCCUGUGAGGCGGCGUCACCUGACUGAUAAACUCCUCCCUGUCCGGGCUCCAGGCCCCUCCCACGGAAGCUCCACCUGGCUCACUCAGGAAUCCGACAUCGACCUCCACAGCGGCCACCAGCUCAACACUUUGGACACUGGGGACGAGAUUCACUACUGCGACCUUCACCGUGACCCACACGCAGAUCAUCUGAGGAGGUUCGGGGUGAAGAUAGACGGCCGGCUGAGGAUUUCCUCCCUCUCUCCGCCGUCCCCUCGAUUCCUCGGCUACACUCUCCUCCCACAGAGGCGGUCCACGUUCAGCUUAGACUGGGACACCCCUCCUGCGGAACGUGGUUCGAUCCAGAGCCCGUCGGCCUCUCUUCUGUCCCCUGCGGUGGUGUCGGCCCUGGAGGGGGUGACCUACAUCGCGGAGCAUCUCAGAGCAGAGGACGCAGACUUCUCAGUGAAGGAGGACUGGAAGUACGUUGCCAUGGUCGUGGACCGGAUCUUCCUGUGGAUGUUCAUCAUCGUGUGUCUGCUGGGAACGGUCGGACUCUUCCUGCCGCCGUGGCUCUCUGGGAUGUUGUAAAAAACAAAUUAGAUAUCCAAGGAAAUAUUAAAAUUAAUUCAGUUAUCAAUAAUAGAUAAUUCAUUCAGAUGAGGUGGAGUAGUGGGACGUCUAUAUGCACAGAAGGAGACUAAAACACAUAUUUUAAUUUCUUACUCCUUUUUGACCUGAUUUCUUUUUUUUUUUGUCUGAAAUUUGAUAAAUCUAAAUCGAGUCUCUUUCAGCUGCGGAGUGACGACAGACACUUUAACACUCAAGAUGUGAUCCAAUCACUCGUGAGGCCGAGAGAGGAAUGAGUUCCUUCAUCUAUAACUACUGAGGCCCUGAUUGGCUAAUUACGCUAAAUGAAACUAGCUGUCGGUCAAAGAUGCUAUGACUUCUCUUUGCUCCUCACUGUAAAGUCUCCUUCGUUACCAUCAACAUGAUGUAUUCAGGUCAGCAGUCCAGUCGUUAAAAGUAACUAAAGAGCCUGAAGCUAAUUUUCAGUUAACAGUUUAAGCCUGUAGUAACACUGAGAGGAUAAGAGACAAAAUCAAUAUUCAUCCCAAUACACAUUGCUUUCCUGCCAACUGAUCUGCUGUUGUUGUUUUUUUUACUCACGGGGGAUUUCUUUCUCUUCUGGCUUCUUAGAUAUUGAAAUAAAACAGGAAAUAAUAAUCCGCUGACAUAAGUAUGUAGAGAAGUGGGCGUGGCUUUAUUUUGAGAGGGUACAAGUUGUAAUUUCUACCUUACAAAUACUUAGAGACCUUUCAUGUGGAUCAACUGAAACAUUCAGAGUCGUAACUCUUAAGCGCAGCAUAUAAAUUAAACAUAUUUUCCACUCAGCCAGAUGGUGUCAAAUGGUGGUGUGGAGAAAAUGGCAAACAAAAUAUAAUCAUAUUUUACUUUACAAGAUAAAAAAGGAUUAAAUGUUCAAAAGACAAAUGAGGUUGUGAAAUUUAACAAUGAAAGUAAAAAGGUGUACUAAAUUGUAUGUAUAGUUGAGUAUAAUAAAAUAGUUAAAAGCAAGUGAGAACAUCUUUUGUUUGGGACAUUUAGUUGAACUAACCCUUUAAAAUUGCAUUUUCAUGUUCUCACCAGCAGGGAGCUGCAGUGUGACAUGUUCACAAACUGAGGGCUUCAUGAACGUCGGUUGUUUUCACUCGUGGUCACACACUUGAUUUUGUUUAUUGACAGGUGUUUAUUCAUUUGUUUGUUCUAUGAUUUUUUUUUAAUGAUUGAGAAAAACACUUGAAGCCAACUUCUACCACCAGGCAAGGCAAGACAAAUGUUUUUAUAGAGCGUAUUAUAUAUUUCAACCCAAAUAUGGAAUGCCAGCUUAGUCAAUAUUAGAUAAAUAAAUAUGUCUGUAAAAUGAAUAAACGUGUCAUUAUGAAAUAAAAGCGCCCCGAAAUAAUUACAGGUUGUUUUCAAAUACUAAUACAUUUCUAUAUAUACUCAUUUAUAUAUUAAGACUUAAGUUUGAUCAUAUGUUUAUUGUCCCAUUUAUUUCAUAGGCACAUUCAUUUCUUUAUUUGUUUGUUUGUUUGUAUGAUAUUGAGUAAAAUGUCACCUACAACCCAAAAUGCUUUUGGCAAAAUCACAAAAAAAAAAAAAGAUCAAGCAAAUGCAAACACACAAACUAACUAUAAUGCUGAUUGUGAUAUGAAUUGUUUUUAUAUCACAAAUAAGCAACACAACUUAGAAACUUCAUCACAGUAAAGAAAAGUCAAUAAAAACACGGUUCGUGUUUCCUCAUGACCUGACGAUUAAACACAUUUUAUUCUGGUCUCGGCUGGAAAAACAUCCAUCAAAUUUGGAUUUUAUGGAUUUUUCACAGGCAGCUCUCGUGUUGGUUAUGAUGUUCGCAAAUAUAUAAAGUUAUAUAUAAACAACUGUACCAGCUGCUGUGAAACUGGCCAUAGAUCCACAGAGCUGCACGUCUAAUUAAUCCAUUGAUCUGCGGCCUUUAAUUUUUUUCCUAACGCGUCUUUGACAGUUGUAGUCAUGAGCGAGUUUCCUCAGGAAAACUCUGCUGGUCCCUUAACUUUUCAUCUAACGACAUUUUUGUGCAAAUUUACAAAUAUUAGCGCACUUAUGGGCUAAAGUUGAUAGCACAAACAUUAUACUUGCAUAACUCGAAGCAGUGCUAUGGAGAUGUGCUGUCCCUCCCUGUGGAACACCUUGGGACCUUAUUCAGAAAAAGUAGUAGUAGUUAUUUUGAAAGAGUUGUGCAAAAGGACAUAUCAAUAUCAAAUCAAAGUUUUUGGCAUUCCAUCUUCCUUUUUUUGUUUCUUUUUGGCGUUAUAAAACAAGUCCCCAUCUGCUUCGGUUGAUUAGCAGAAUGCCGCAUAUGAUGCACCGGAAAUGUUUGGCGGUCUACGAAACACCACCUGACCUUCAUGAGGCUGAGGGGAUAAUGACCCGGACAUAUUGAUUUAACAUCAGACCUUAAAUGAUCUCAGGCAGGCUGACAGAAGAGUCUGUCUAAACAAGGCCGACGCCUGAAGCAACGCCGAAGAAUAACACGAUUCAACCCGAUAAAAAGCAGGACUAACCUUAGGAGGUCAUACUCUUAUUUAAAUCUGACGUGACAUAAAACUGAACUAUAACACGUCAUAACUAUAUGUAUGUACAGUGGCUUGCAAAAGUAUUCACCCCACUUGUCUGUUUUUUUAUGUAAAAAAAUUAAAACCAUGUAUCAUUUUCCUUCCACUUCACAAUCCUGCACCACUUUGUGUUGGUCUGUCACAUAAAAUCCCAAUAAAACACAUUUACAUUUUCUGCUGAGCCCAACAACAUGCUUACACAAAACAUCGGCUCGCGUCAUUUUCACAUUCACUGCAGGGUGUGAAAGAAAGAAAGAAAGAAAGAAAGAAAG
Acanthopagrus latus (yellowfin seabream) is the source of this 4566-nucleotide messenger RNA. RefSeq names its product neuronal acetylcholine receptor subunit alpha-2-like. The transcript is spliced from 8 exons. The record is from RefSeq and is a predicted model, not a curated record. The coding region runs from base 84 to 1727 and encodes 547 amino acids. Gene Ontology annotation, biological process: chemical synaptic transmission; monoatomic ion transmembrane transport; signal transduction. Gene Ontology annotation, molecular function: transmembrane signaling receptor activity; acetylcholine-gated monoatomic cation-selective channel activity. Lineage: Eukaryota; Metazoa; Chordata; Actinopteri; Spariformes; Sparidae. Gene Ontology annotation, cellular component: postsynaptic membrane; synapse; neuron projection.